Huiozyma naganishii CBS 8797 is the source of this 942-nucleotide messenger RNA. RefSeq names its product hexaprenyldihydroxybenzoate methyltransferase (gene COQ3). Bases 1 to 942 code for a protein of 313 amino acids. Gene Ontology annotation, biological process: ubiquinone biosynthetic process. Gene Ontology annotation, molecular function: 2-methoxy-6-polyprenyl-1,4-benzoquinol methyltransferase activity. Lineage: Eukaryota; Fungi; Ascomycota; Saccharomycetes; Saccharomycetales; Saccharomycetaceae. The transcript has a single exon. The record is from RefSeq and is a predicted model, not a curated record.
AUGUGGAGAUCAAGGGUAGUUUCUGUGAGUGGUGCAUUGCACAGACACCUUGCUAGGAAUUCUGUGCGUUUCCACUCCCUAAAAGCUGCUUCCAGUCUGGACGGCAGCGCUGGGACAUCGAGUGAUGAGCUUUCGCAUUUCAAGAGUUUGGCACCUAGCUGGUGGGAUACAGAAGGCUCGCAGAGGUUGCUACAUCAGAUGAACCUGAUGCGAAUGGAUUUCAUCCAGAGGAACCUGAGAGCGCUGGAAACGGUUGAGGAUGCGGACACGUUUAUCCCCGGAUACAACUACCAAGAAUUCUUACCCAAGAGUGUUUCCAAGAUAGUUAACCAAGAGUGGGAUCAGAAAGUCAGCGAUCUGUUGAAGAAGAAGCAAUUGUCUGUUCUGGAUGUUGGUUGCGGCGGCGGUAUCCUUUCUGAAUCGAUGGCUCGGUUGCCCUUUGUCAAACACGUCCGGGGAAUUGAUCUGACCGAGGACUGUAUCCUAAUCGCGCAAGUACACGCAUCCUCCGAUCCGUCGUUGAAUGGUAAACUGGAUUACAAGGUGGAAUCUCUGGAUAAAGUUCAUGGUAAGUUUGACAUUGUAGGCUGUUUUGAAAUGCUGGAGCACGUUAGCAGACCAGAUAUUAUUCUGGAACAUUGUUGGAAUAGGUUGAACCAAGAUGGUGUGUUAUUUUUAAGUACUAUCAACAGAGGGUUUGUCUCUUGGUUCACGACUAUUUUUGUGGCCGAGAACGUCCUCGGGAUUGUGCCCAGGGGGACACACCAACUCAAGAAGUUCAUAAAGGCGCAAGAAGUGGUCGAAUGGUUUAACAAAAAACACGCGAAAGAAUUUAAAAUCCUCGAUCUCAAGGGUACCAUGUUUGUCCCGAUGAAUGGCUGGGUCGAACAUGACUGCACAUCCGUGGGGAACUACAUCAUGGCAAUACAAAAACUGCACUGA